Molecule: messenger RNA, 2708 nt
Organism: Oncorhynchus mykiss (rainbow trout)
Lineage: Eukaryota; Metazoa; Chordata; Actinopteri; Salmoniformes; Salmonidae
Product: PDZ and LIM domain protein 4
Biological process (GO): heart development; muscle structure development; actin cytoskeleton organization
Cellular component (GO): Z disc; stress fiber; adherens junction
Molecular function (GO): actin binding; muscle alpha-actinin binding
Source: RefSeq, a predicted model, not a curated record
UGGACCGUUUCCAUGGAACCGCGUUUCGUUGCACCCUCCCAUUCAUAUUAAACUCUGUGCGAGGCGGGCAGUCAGGCGGCUUCACACAACAACUCCCAAUCACACGUCAGAGGCGGUUUCAUUAUUUAAAGUUGAAUCAAGUGGAGAAGAAAGUUUUUGCGACCGAGACAGUGUUGCCUAGGAGCUCAUAGGUGGUGAACCUAGUUGUUUUGCACAGUUUAUCGCACAGUUCCUACGGAUAUAAUUUUUCUAAAUCAACUAUGCCCCAAACCGUGACACUGAAGGGACCCUCACCUUGGGGGUUUCGACUGGUCGGUGGAAGGGACUUUAGUACUCCGUUAACUAUUUCGAGGGUAACACCGGACAGUAAGGCAGCACAGGGGGACCUGUGUCCUGGGGACACCAUCCUGGCCAUCAAUGGCGACAGCACAGAGACCAUGACCCACAUGGAGGCCCAGAACAGGAUCAAGGCCUGCACGGGGGAGCUCACACUGGCCGUCAGCAGGUGUGAAGACAAAGUCUGGUCUCCAACUGUUAUUGAAGAUGGCAAGACCAGUCCAUUCAUGGCUACGUUGGAGUCUGAGUCCCCACAGAAUUUCCGACCAAUCAGCACUGGACCAAUCACCGGUGGAUACAUCAGUGGCUACAGCAGCGGUCACAACGGCAGUGGAUACAGCCGAAAACCCUCCUACAUCUCCGAGGCGCCGCACCUCAACAACGGCACCUUCAAGCAGCUCAACAACAUGCAGUACAACAACCCAGCCGGCCUGUACGCACACAACAAUGGCAGCAAUGGAGACCGAGACAGGGUCUUGCCAAAACAAAUGGGCAGCCUGAGUCUGAGCUCCCCACACAGCCCUGAGCCUCCGACGCAUUCUCCUCUGGGACGUAAUGGGAACGGUCCUAGUUUUGAAGUCACCACAGAGUCAGACGUGUAUAAGAUGCUGCAGGACCCAGAGGAGCCAGCCUCUGCACCCAAACAGUCCGGCUCCUUCAAAUACCUACAGGGCAUACUGGAGGCAGAGGAUGGAGGUGUGUCCCCCACUGACAGGUCUGGAGUGAGAAGCCUAAGGUCCCCAGUUCAAUCCCCAGUCCCUAAAUUGGGCAGCCCCAUUCCUGGUCCCAUGGGCCCCAUGCCAGGCCUACAGAAACUCCCCCAGUGCACGCGCUGUGGCAACGGCAUAGUGGGCACCAUCGUGAAGGCCAGAGACAAACUGUACCACACAGAGUGCUUCAUGUGUGAUGACUGCGGCCUGAACCUCAAGCAGAGGGGCUACUUCUUCAUUGAGGAGAACCUGUACUGUGAGACCCACGCCAUGGCCCGUGUCCAGCCUCCUGAGGGAUAUGACGUGGUUGCAGUCUACCCCAAUUCCAAGGUUGAACUGGUCUGAGCUGGUCAGGCUUUAAACAUGACCCCCCCCCCCCCCCCCCCCCCCUCAGUCUUAUCCACAGCUCCCAGCAGGCAGCAAGGUUUUCCAAUCCAAUGCGCUACAUAUCCAAGCUAUCGCCGGAAAAGAUCAUGUCAGUUUAGAGUGGGAGAGUGGUGUCCAGAGGUUUCUAGUCUCUCUCUAGCUCUUUCACACAUAAUGUACAGCAUGCUAUUCAUUUUUUCUGACAGACCUUACAUUUUUACUCCUGCUGAGUACAAAAAAAAUGGAGGGCUUUUCUUUGUCAAGAGCACUUUUAGAUCUUGUUGAAACAUAAGCAAUAUUCAACAGAACGACAUCUCACAUCUGGGGGUGGUGUUCUAUUUUUAACCCUGCGGACUAAAAUGCAGUUAAUGGAAUUAGGGUCAAGCACCUGACUGAGAAUGGAAUUGAACUUUUACUGCUUCUCACAUGGUUACUACAGUUAAAGAACACCAGCUUUAUUACAGCUGGUGAAAUACAUUCCAGUGCCACAAGACAAAGCCUUUUGUAUCUCCACUGUUGCAGUGUUUAAAAAGCUGUGGGGAGUAGAGUCCCAAGACAAGGACAUGGAAAACAAUGACUCUAGGAUCUAGCCUGUGAAUCUAGGAACAUGCGGGAAUAAUCCAUCUGUUUAGGUUCUUUGGCACAUUCUGUAGAAACAGACAGUGCUUGUUGGCUGAGAGCCGGUAUUUGAAAGUGUAUUUUGUUUUCUUGUUUGAUAUAUAUAUCACAGCCAAGUCCUCUGAAUUAAUCAGACUUCUACAUGUCCAGGGAGGGCAUUUAUGUGCUUUUGGAAAUUAUAAAAAUAUUCAUGUUUGCAACAGUCUCUUCCCCUGAAAUUGUAGGAUGAAUUAGGAUGAGGAUUGUGGACCUGUACAGAAUCAUGCAGCCUGAGGGACGGCAAACAGUAGUUGGAUGAAAAGUGCUAUUUGUAAAAUAUUUGAUUCUUUAAAAAAAAACAGUUUUAAUUGUAUUUUAACUAUCUUGAAGUGCUUGUUAUUCAAUAUCCAUCAUGACCCUAACGUUUAGCUACUGGAAUGCCAACUAGGACAGUAGUUUGUAAAUUAUGUGAAAUUAUUUUGGUGUUUUUAAGUUCUAAUUGUACAUAUUUGUUUCAUGUCUAACAAACUUAACUAGUCACUGCCUUCACAUGUCUGUCCUUUUUAAAUGCUUACCGUGUGUAGUCACAGAAUCCCCUCGUGUUUAACUUAUUGUUUUGUAGACACAUUUCACUCUGGUUUCUUCUAUUUGUUUUUUAAGAUAUAAUAAAGUGAGAAAUAAAUCAAAUCAUACUCAUGA